Messenger RNA from Laccaria bicolor S238N-H82, 4881 nucleotides. RefSeq lists its product as uncharacterized. The transcript has 6 exons. Lineage: Eukaryota; Fungi; Basidiomycota; Agaricomycetes; Agaricales; Hydnangiaceae. Gene Ontology annotation, molecular function: guanyl-nucleotide exchange factor activity. Gene Ontology annotation, biological process: positive regulation of GTPase activity; Ras protein signal transduction. Gene Ontology annotation, cellular component: plasma membrane. The record is from RefSeq and is a predicted model, not a curated record. The coding region runs from base 1 to 4881 and encodes 1626 amino acids.
AUGGCUGCUGCGCUACCGCCCCUCGGUCCAUCCGACUUCGACGACCCUUCACGACCUGACACCCCUCUCGCAUCACAAAAGACGACUUUUCAUCGGCUACCCAUUAUUGAAACCCCAAUAGAGCAUUUAAGCGGGCCUUCGUCAAUCAGCCCACUGCAAUCCCCGUCUUCGAGUGAAAAUGGCCAGUUUUUACUUCCAGUAGCCUCUAUCAACAAGCCACAACAUGUAUUCUCACUUUCGGACGUCAUCAACGCCGAAGAUGAGAGUAUAGGGCCGUUACCAGCGGAAAUGGAAUUUGCGGACCUUGCCGUCGCCCCUGAUGGGACUUUCAUCGAAACUUCCUCUGGACCGGCAGCACGCGAGAUUAAACUGCGAUAUGACCAGCGCUAUGGCGUGAGUGUGUCUACAAGGUCUCCUUAUACCAUCACCGCGUUUGUGAAUCAGCAUGGAAAGCAGAUGUAUCGGAUUGGUCACCGUGAACUAUUUUCCGCACCAGCUGCCUCCGCAGCGGAGGUAGAAGAAAGAAUUAUCAAAACCUCUAGCGAGACCUCACAUUCCCCUCGCACGAAGCGCCGCUCUCGUAUGAGCAUGCAGAAUUUUCUUCCCCAGUCUGUGUUUGUCAAGACCACUGCCCCUUCUUUGAGUAGACCUCAAACUGCGGCUUCGCAUCAGAGUUCGGGACCGAGGAAGCUCCGGAAGACGCGGUCAAUCCCCGACAUGGGUAGCGCUUCAGGUGAUCCCUCUGAACCAAAUGGACGUCCGUCAACAGGUCGUGCGCACUCCCAGAGCGUUACGGCCGUUGAUGUCCCUAGAUAUUCUGCUACAUUCGAUCUUCCGCCCCCUCCCGCACUGGUUGCAGUUCCUUCCCGAUCCGUCGACAUUUUUGCAGAGGUAAUGGAAUGGUUCCCCGCGACCUCUACAACCUCGACGAGCCUUUCCACAAAUAGUCUAUUCUCGGCGGCAAACCCUCACGUCCUACAAGGCGUCAAUUAUCCCGCCCGUGCCUUUAUCACCCAACCUUUUGGAGCAGGUGUAACAUUCAAUGCCCCCUCGCCGAAACCCGCGUUUGAUUUCCUACCAGCGCCUCGCCUUCUCCGCGAAAUGCACUCCUUUGAGUCUGGACUGACAGCUCGCCAAGUUGACUCCCACUCGUCCUUAUCACCUGUACCAUCCGAACCUGGAACGCCUGAGCUGGAAGUCAGCCGGCCUCCCUCUGCCAUUCGCUUGCGUGCUUCCACGUCAUCUUUUAGUGCAGACCAUGAAUCGCCAGCAGAACCUCAACAGUCAGCAUCUGCCGACGCUGAUGAACCUUCCGAGUCAACCAUCUUACACGACUUUCCAACCGACGUUUUCGAUGUUCUACAAACCUAUCGCGGCCUUCCACUUCUAGAGAAACUGUCUGAAGGUAUAGAAGGAACUACCGUCAUUAAGCUAUCUGCAUCUGCAGACCAGUCUGCUGCUCCACGAGAUGACCCGCGUUUUGUCAUCUGGGGUGAGGCUGUUCCAGAGUGGGAUCACGAAGAAUACUUGACGUCACGCGAUAGUUUCAAUACCGACGCAUCCUCUCCGUCUGGAUCACUGAGCCUGUCGAUGCGGAGGAGUAGUAAAGUUUCCAAGGUCAAGUCACAGGAAAUUCAGUCGUUGAGAUCUACGUCAGGGUUAAAUACGCAACGGGUGCUCCUUGCAGCGACGAUUGAGCGAUGGAUAGCUCAGCUCACAAGCGACCUUAACUACGACGAACUUUUGGAUUUUUUCUUGACAUACCGGACCUAUGUCUGUGCUGUUGAUCUGUGUAAUCUUCUUAUAGCACGGUUCCAUUGGGCUUUGCAGAAACCCUCAUCACAACAAGACGAGACCAUUCGACGGAUUGUUCGUGUCCGAACCUUUGUUGCCAUCCGCUAUUGGCUGUUGACCUUCUUCACUGUCGAUUUCAUACCCAAUAGGGAGCUCAGGCUUUUGAUGGCUGAUUGGCUGAAUGCCUUGAUCCGUGAUCCUGUCUUAAAAAAGCACAUCGAUGGACUGGGAAUUGUGCGGCGUCUCGUCAAAGUAGCGAAGGAGUGCAAACAGGCACACACUCGCGCUAGUACGAAACCCAAAGCCCAAGAUUCACCACCGAAACCUGCUACCACAACUUCUGAGAAACAGGACCACCUACUAGGCAAACAGUUCGCGGAGGCUACAUCAAAGAAGGAAGAAGAUUCAGACCUUGACUUGGACUUCCUACCUGACGAAGCCAGUGUAGAAGAGGCUACCUCAGACCCGGCCAACGCUCACUUGACAGCUGGACAUCAUGCUGGUGGUGCCCUGUCUCCAACUCGGCCUGCAUCCCUGCCACUAUCGUCGUUUAACAUCUUACAAAGAACGGAUCAUGCCCCAGGUCCAGGCCCUGAGGCCGAAGUUGUUCAAGUCCCUGUACCACUGCCGAGUCAUCACAGCGCUCUAUCUCGGGCUUUUGUCAAGACCAUCGGACGACUGGGCCGCUGGAAACGUGUACUCAACUCGCGAUCCGCUGCGCGUACGUCAAUUAGUGCUUGUGCUGGAGCAUCAGCGUUCGACCUAGAGUUGAGUCUUUCCCGUGAUUUACUUACCGUCAAUGGUGGUGUGGAGCAGUAUCUUGGUACGGCCGGACCACAAUCUUCUUCAAAACACACUCCCCUAGCUUUGCCAUCAACAACUCCAGUCCUCCCACCCGUUUUAUCGUCCCAACAGUAUAACCCCGCGACUUCUCCAGUACCUACUGUAAUUCCGGCGGAAAAGCGGGUAUCUGCUUCUCCACUCACUCCAGUCCAGUCUUAUGAACCCCCAUCCGAAGCGUCCAACGAAGAAUCUACACCUUCAACAAUCUCAGCACAAAACCAAGAGCCUCUAGUCACGGAUGUGGCGGAAGCUCAAGCCCCAGUGCAAGAAGAAGAAGAAUACGAUAUCGUUCGUUCGUCCGAGAGGGCCGAAUCAUUUCACUCAUCGUCAACGGAUUCUUUGGGGGAACCACUUCAACCAGGAAUCCCUUCAACAUUUUCUCCCCCUUCGCAAUCACAGUGGCAGUUUGACGUCGUCUCAAUCGAUGAUCUUGAUUUGUCAGACUCCUCUUCAGAAGUGCAUGAAGCAGGUCCUGCUGCACCUCCGGGUCUUCGAAGAACUCCCCGAAAACUUCCUAUGCGCCGGGAUUUCGAGUUUGUUAGACGAUCUGAGGUUUCCUCAAUGGGAAUUGUUUCUCACAACUCCAUGGCUUCUGGGCCUUCGAGCUCAAACCCUUCAUCAGCAGGUCUUGGUAACCUAGCACAGUGGCAGAUCAACGCUAUAGUUGACUCGCUGACCGAUGAUGGGCAGGGGGACGUUGAUGAUGCUCUUAGAAGGUUAGAGGGGCAGAUCAAUCCGCAGAAGCUGCAGGAGAAAGCGUCAAAGGUAGAUGGGUGGGUACGGACAAUCAGGGAGAGGAUGGCUGCAGGAGACUAUACAAAUGAAGAACCGAGGUUCCCCACCGAUUCUGAUUCUGAUGAGGAGGUGGCGGAUGAUGCCAAUGAGGAUGAUGAGGAAGAUCGCCAUGAAUCCGUGAGCGUCCACAAUCUCUCAAAUUCAACACCAUCCAUCAUCGUGCCCGACGAUCUAAACGAAGAAGACCAAGACGGCGCAUUUGACUCUGCUCGUACCCCAAUACCCACGCAAUCUGCACACAUGAUUCCUCAUCCUCCUGGAUUAGGAUCUCCUCCACAAUCUACUGACGUCAGUAAACGUGACCUUGAUGUUGUCCUUACGGAGGUUAUCCCAGAUCAAGUCGCUUCUCCAGCGACCGGGACUACUACUCUCGUCUCUUCCCGUCCAGAGACACUUUCUUCCAAGUUUGCAAACCCAGAUGCACCACGAAUCCACAAAUCCUUUGUUCUCAGCUGCCGUACCACGACUCUUGCAGAACAUUUCACUAUGAUUGAUCGGGAAUUAUUUAUGGGGAUUAAGUUUGAAGAGCUUGUUGCAGACGACUGGAUGGCGUGUGAGGAGGUCAGUGUGCUUGAUUGGGCCCAGUAUCAAAAAGACAGGGCCAAGUGGAAGACCGAAUCACAAUUUCCUGAAAAGACCAGCGCGCUUGCCGCCGUUCGUGCGCGGUUCAACUUGAUGGCACACUUCGUAAUUUCGGAGAUUGUUCUCACCCAGCCGGCUGAGCGACAUUAUGUGGUUGCAAAGUUUUUAAGAGUUGCUUGGAAAUGUUACGAGAUGAGUAGUUUCAAUACCUUGACAGCAAUCAUCACUGCACUCCAAAGCGAAUGGGUGAAUAGGGCUAUGCGACGCGCGGGUUGGAACAAGGUGCCCACGUUUGAGACGCGGGUAUUCAAGAUUCUGAAGGACUUUACGACGAAUGCGGACGAGUUCAAGUUUAUCCGAAAACUGGUAGAAUCAAUUGUGGAGUCUAAACCCUUUGAAAACGGCUCUCGUGCUGCCUCGGUUGUCAGCGGAGGAAACACAGAUCAAUCAAGUAAAGGCAAGGCUGCAACAGACAAAGCACACAUUCCUACGGCCUGCGUGCCCUUCUUUGGCAUCUAUCUAGCUCAACUAUACAAGAUCAACAAGCUCCCCGCAUUGAUCGAUCCUACGGCCCCGAACCAAGGCGUUGGUUUUGACCCCAUCUCUGCCACUCUCGACCCCCCAGCACACCCAGAGGCCUUCUCCGCUCUCGCUCCUCUUCCUGCCACGAUGAACCUAGAACCUCUCAUCAACGUACACAAGCAACGGCGAAUCGCAGCCGUCAUCAAGUCGUUAGUUGCUGGCCAGCACCUCGCAAGCCGAAUUCACUACGAAGUUGACAAGAAACUUUUCCCAAGAUGCCUUCGAUUGCGGGGUCUGGACUCUGACACUCUUCAACUCGUGUUUGAUUCAUAUUCUGAUCAAUGA